UUGCAGGCGUGACUGCAGACCUGUAGCAAGCUACCCUGGCCCGACCCAGCUGCAGGAAUAAGGAAAGAGUAAGAUUUUGUCUUAGAAAAAAAAAUGAUAGAAAUUAAGGCAUGACAAUGAACUUUAAAAGGUAUUUCAUUAGAGUGCUGCACCGUCUCCAGAAGGGGCCGGGAUACACAUACAAAGAGCUGCUGGUCUGGUACUGCGAUAACACCAACACGCAUGGGCCCAAGCGCAUCAUCCGAGAGGGGCCAAAGAAAAAAGUCAUCUGGUUUUUCCUGACUCUGCUCUUCGCAUCUCUCGUCUUCUGGCAAUGGGGGAUCCUCAUUGACACAUACCUCUCCUACAGUGUCAGUUCAUCUCUGUCUAUAGGGUUUAAGACCAUGAAGUUCCCAGCAGUCACGGUCUGCAAUGCCAGCCCCUACAAAUACUCCAAGGUCAGGCAUCUAUUGAAAGAGUUGGAUGAGCUCACUGAGGCAGCCCUGGAAAGGAUCCUGCAGUCCAAGCACGGGGCCACAAUCUCAGCUCCCCCACUAAACUCCAGCGAGACUGUUUCUCAGCAGUUAGACCUGAAGCUCUGGAACCAAAUCCCCUUGGUUCUGAUUGAUGAGAGUGACCCAGACCAUCCCGUCAUUAUCGAUCUCUUUGAGACCGACCAAAGCGGUUCAGGAACCCGACCCAACAAUUCCUCUCCCGCCCUGUCCAACGUGACAUCAGAAGUGAAGAAACACAAAGUGGCAGUGAAGCUGUGCCACCACAAGGACAUCCCCCAGUGCAUGUACUGGAACUUCACCAGCGCAGCCCAAGCGGUGACAGAAUGGUACAUUCUACAGUCCACUAGCAUCCUCUCUAAAGUCCCGCUGCAAGAGAGGAUCAGGAUGGGCUACCAGCCAGAGGACAUGAUCCUAGCAUGUCUGUACGGGGCAGAGCCCUGCAGCUACAGAAAUUUCACCCAGAUCUACCAUCCUGACCAUGGCAACUGCUACAUCUUUAACUGGGGAAUGGAUGAGGAAGCCCUGAUUUCUUCCAACCCGGGAGCAGAGUUUGGGCUGAAGUUAAUUCUGGACAUCAGCCAACAAGACUACAUUCCCUACCUCACAUCUACUGCUGGGGCCAGGCUUAUGCUGCAUGAGCAGAAGAGUUUCCCGUUUCUUAAAGACCAGGGCAUCUAUGCCAUGUCUGGGACAGAAACCUCUAUCGGCGUAUUAGUGGAUGAACUUGAGCGGAUGGGUUAUCCCUACAGCGACUGCACGAUGAAUGGGUCAGAUGUCCCCGUAAAAAAUCUUUAUAACGAAUAUAACACCUCCUACUCCAUACAGGCUUGUCUGCGCUCCUGUUUCCAAGCUCAGAUGUUUGAAAAUUGUGGGUGUGGGCACUAUCUGUUCCCUUUACCUGAAGGGGUAAAUUAUUGCAACAAUGAAGAUGAUCCAGACUGGGCAUAUUGCUAUUCUUCACUGAGAUCAAGUAUAAGACACAGGCAGUUUUGUAUUGACUCUUGUAAGGAAACAUGCAAUGACACUCAGUACAAGAUGACCAUAUCGAUGGCAGACUGGCCCUCUGAAGCUUCCGAGGACUGGAUUUUCCAUAUUUUGUCCUAUGAAAGAGAUCUGUCAACAAAUGUGACUCUGGACAGAAAUGGGAUCAUCAAGCUAAAUAUUUACUUCCAAGAGUAUAACUACAGAACCAUCUCGGAAUCUGCGGCUACAACCAUUGUGUGGCUCCUGUCAAACUUGGGAGGCCAGUUUGGGUUCUGGAUGGGGGGCUCGGUGCUGUGCCUCAUUGAAUUUGGAGAAAUCAUCAUUGACUUUCUGUGGAUCACCAUAAUUAACAUCAUCAGCUGGUGCAAAGGCCUGAAGCAGAAACGAGCCCGGGCCCAGUACCCAGACACACCUCCGACAGUGUCAGAGCUGGUGGAGGCUCACACCAAUCUUGGGUUCCAACAUGAGGACACCAACAUCACCCCCUGUGAUGAAGUUCCUCCCCCUGGAGCACUCCCACCCGAGCCAGGCACCCCACCACCCAACUACGACUCCCUGCGGGUAGACCCACGGGCUGGCAUUGACUCGGACAGCGAUGCAGAGGCCAGUUAAGAAGCACAGAAUAUUGCACUGCACUUGGCCACCUGACCCUUGUAAUUGACUCGGCACUGUGCUUUGUUCGUUAGGAGAGCGGCAGGGGCUAAAAAGGCCACAAAGCUCAUUUAAAAGAAAUUCCACCGAUAAAGCAUGGGGGGGGGGGGCAGGCAUUGACUUUACUGUAUAACGUGUGCGUAAUUCAAUACUGCAAUCUAUUCCAGUCUAAGACAUACUACGGAUUUUUUUCAGCAAGUUCCUCCCCCACGCACACUUGUAUCUAGAAAGUGCUUCUUUGCAUGCUGUUUCUGUGAUCAGUAGCUUCUCAUGGAAUGACGGUGAUAAACGAAUCGUACUACUAGGUAUACAAGUACGAUACCAGAAUAAAAGGCUGUUGCAAUGACAA
This is a messenger RNA of Malaclemys terrapin pileata, 2478 nucleotides long. RefSeq names its product sodium channel epithelial 1 subunit beta (gene SCNN1B). Gene Ontology annotation, biological process: sodium ion transmembrane transport. The record is from RefSeq and is a predicted model, not a curated record. The coding region runs from base 111 to 2090 and encodes 659 amino acids. The transcript has 13 exons. Lineage: Eukaryota; Metazoa; Chordata; Testudines; Emydidae. Gene Ontology annotation, molecular function: ligand-gated sodium channel activity. Gene Ontology annotation, cellular component: membrane.